AUGGAGAAAGACGCGCAGGUCGCCGAAGCUCUACUAGCAACCUCAACCGGCCAGGCCGCGUUGGACUAUGCAAUCCAAGCAGCUGAGCUCUACAUGCGAGCCGCGAGCAGUACUUCGAAAAAGCAGGAUGCCGCUCGCUUUCGACAGAGAUGCAAUGCACUCAUUGCCCAAGCGGAAAAGCUAAAGACACAGCUACCGAAAGCGCCGCUGCGGCUAGAUGGAGCCGAUAUUUUGCGCCAGUCCUCCUUAUUGCACGGAAACGAGUUUCCGCCGUGGGAAAAAGAUCCAUCCGAUGCUGAAUUCCAGCACAAGUCGGGACAGGAGCUGUUCACUGACGAGACUACGUUCAGCCUGUCACCAAUCCAAACAGAAAAUUUCGCCUCAUGGCAGAGGCCGCGAGAUCUCUGCGACAUUCCUGAUGAUGACCUUGAUGCUUUGAUGAAACCCACGCAGAGCUGCAACUUGGUCCAGGACAUCACUACCGACUGCUCUGUUGUAGCCAGCCUUUCCGCCGCAAUCGAUAUGCUGACAGGCAAGCAUUCGGUGCUCGCCUUCAUCAUCCAUCCUUUUAACCAUGACAGCGGCUAUCCUAAGAUAUCAGCUUCUGGAAAAUACGUCUUUCGAAUGAACUUUAAUGGCUGCUGGAGACGCGUUGUUAUUGAUGAUCGACUACCAGCCUCGAGAACCGACAGGACACUUUUCGUGGUAGAUAGACGGAACCCACGACUCAUCUGGCCAGCGCUUCUAGAAAAGGCCUAUCUCAAAGUGCGCGGUGGCUACGACUUCCCUGGCAGCAACUCCGGCACCGAUUUGUGGGUGCUUACAGGCUGGAUUCCUGAGCAACUCUUCCUUCAGAGGGAAGACUUUGAUUUAAGCACAACAUGGAGGCGGAUCAAGGCCGCUCAUGAAACACAGGACGUGGUCGUUACCCUCGGAACCGGUCGUAUCUCUACCGAGGAAGAGGAGGUCAUGGGUUUAGUUGGAGAGCAUGACUAUGCUGUCCUUGACAUGGACUGUUCGAAUGGAAUACGAAAAUUACUGAUCAAGAAUCCGUGGUGCAAUGGACCUGUGUGGACUGGUGCUGGCUGGUCUACGCCGCAAAAAUCUUCGACGGCCGGAAUGAUGCAGGACGGAGACAUCGCAAGCCGCAAAACGGAUCGAUAUCCCUCUGGCACCCUGUGGGUUGCGUUCGAAGAUGUGGCACAGCACUUCGAGUCCAUGUACUUGAAUUGGAACCCAAAGCUUUUCCCGUACCGCCAAGAUCGACAUUUCAGCUGGAGCACGCCACCAAAAUAUCUUGCUGCAUCGCUGGUGCGCAAUGUGCAGUACUCCGUCACCUGUCCUAGAGGCGGCCUCGUUUGGGCACUCGUCAGUCGCCACUUUGUUGAUCAAGAGCUAGUCAUUAUGCGAAACCGGCGGGGCUCCAUGGCUGCUAUGGCCGAGCAGCUUGGGUACAUGAGCAUCCUGAUAUUUGAGGCUAACGGUAAACGAGUGCAGACCAGCGAGGGACAGCUGUAUCGCGGCCCUUACGUCGACUCUCCGCAAACCCUGGCCCGGCUAGAGACUGAGCCAGGCAAACAAUACACCGUUGUCCUGGAUCAGCAAGAACUACCGCUGAAGAACUACAAUUUUACUCUUGCUGUCUUUUCCGAGCUCCCCGCUGAAGUACGCGAGGCCCAAGAAGCAAUGUCGCAUUUCCAAGAGAUUGAGGGCUCAUGGAGUCGACGCACAGCAGGCGGCAACUCAUCCCUUCCGACCUACUUCAUCAACCCCCAGUAUAAGCUCUCCACAACACGAACCGGUCCCGUUUCUAUUCUGCUGACGACUGGCGACCAAGACGUUCACGUCCAUGUCGACCUCGUUUGGGCGGCUGGAAAGCGAGUGUCCUCGAUUCGCGUUAAAGAUCUAGCUGGAACAUCUGGGGAAUACAGACAGGGAUGCGCCGUUGCUAACAUACCCAAACUCGACCCUGGUAUCUAUAGCUUGGUUUGCUCCACCUUUGAAGCGAACCAGACGGCAGACUUUGCCCUUAGGGUAUCAUCGACAUCAGCCGUUGAGCUAGAGAGUGUCCCUGCCGAUGCAGCUGGUCGUCUACGCAACUCCCUCACGCCUCUGGCACUCACUGAACGAGAAGAGCGGAUGCGCGCCCAAAUUCGAGUCUCUUGGCUUACCCGAGGAAGCGUCUGCGUACGGAAUGUUGGCCCUAAAAGUUCAAGAGACGAGUUUGUACGGCAGCCCUCUUCGCUCAUGAUUCGUGUCUACAUUGUGCAUGGUUGGGGCCCCGAGCAGCUGACAGUUGCCGAGUCUGGCGAUGGCGAGUUUGUCGAGUCCACAGUGGCGCUGCGGACGCCGGAGUUUGAUCUUGAGCCGGAGCGGACACACUCGGGACAGAUGUGGCUUGUUGUUGAGAUAAUUGGAGUGCACAAUACUCCCACAUCACUUGAAAUGGAUGUAUUUAGCGACUCCCCAGUACAUGUUGGUCCAUGGCAGAGCUGGUGA
This is a messenger RNA of Cordyceps militaris CM01, 2499 nucleotides long. Its product is annotated as PALB protein. Gene Ontology annotation, molecular function: calcium-dependent cysteine-type endopeptidase activity. The coding region runs from base 1 to 2499 and encodes 832 amino acids. The record is from RefSeq and is a predicted model, not a curated record. The transcript is spliced from 4 exons. Lineage: Eukaryota; Fungi; Ascomycota; Sordariomycetes; Hypocreales; Cordycipitaceae. Gene Ontology annotation, biological process: proteolysis.